This is a messenger RNA of Zea mays, 1385 nucleotides long. RefSeq lists its product as uncharacterized. NCBI's taxonomy places the organism in Eukaryota, Viridiplantae, Streptophyta, Magnoliopsida, Poales, Poaceae. The record is from RefSeq and is a predicted model, not a curated record. Bases 23 to 1357 code for a protein of 444 amino acids. The transcript has a single exon.
AAAUCCCGAACAAGAACAAAGAAUGGAAGAUAUUAUGAGCACGAUUCGCAUAUUGUUGCCCUUGCGUAAGCAGAUUACCGGAUAUUUUGACAAACCGAGCCUUUCUCUUAAUCGAGAUUCUACUAAUGAGUUCUUAAGCACCUUUCUAAAAACUUACAUCGAGGAUAUUCAUGAUUUCCAUUUCAUCGAUGAAGAUCCUAUAGAUCGGGGAGAAUCCUCUUUAUCAUUAGACAAUAAGAAUACAACUUAUUACGAGGCUGAUGCAAGUGAUGAAGAAAUGGAUAUAACAGAUGGGAUAGAGGGAAUCAUAGGGGGUACUAAUCGAGGCCACAACGGUGGUGGCGACGGUGAAGCUCUAUUCAUUCAAAUAAGCAGGUUACUUAUGAAAUAUAUAAAGUAUUAUAUACUCAACAUAACACAUACCUAUGAUGCCAUGCCUUGGUGGGUAAGCGGGAUACCAUGGUGGAUGGCUGAGAGUAUCCUCACACUCUUAUCGUUAGUAUGUAUACAUUCUAUACUUCAAUUUAAUCCUCUUAUCUAUAAGGGCAAUCGAUGUGAUAUUAUUUAUAAGGUGCCGGAUAUUACAUUAAUAGGAAUAACCAACCAUAUAACAAAGGAACCAAUUAAACAGCUACAAUGGCUCUAUUCUCUGACACCUGAUAACUAUCCUACUAAAUGGAUCUAUAGACUAAGAAAUCUCUUUAGUUAUGAUGAGAAUAUUCCAUAUAGGAUAGGAUUUCUAAGAAUAAAGUGUUCUUUAGGCUUACGGAGUAUAAAAGGCUUAGUAUUAAGUGAUUCUGUAUUAUAUCAAUAUGCCCAUUUGGGAGCUGGCCUCAAAUCUCUCAUUCCGCAAUCUAGAGUAGCCAUUUUCAUGCAAGUUGCAACUCGUCAUUUUGAUGAAAGGCAUCGUAAGUAUCUCUACGGUUUCUUUAAUAUACUUGUGUAUUCUGGCGUAGGAUUAGUUGUUUGGUACUAUAUCACACCACACCUUAUACCUGAUUUAGGAUUCUUCCGCGGGGUAAACCUAGAUUCUUUUAAGGACCCAGCUUCGGUUGUUGAUGGGUACAAGAGGGUUUCGUACAUAUUUACAAAAGACGUCGUUAAGACUGUGUUAAGAACUUGUCGAAAUGAUACUUUUUUUCACAAUUUACUAAAUGAGGAAUCAAUCCAAUUUUUUGAUAACGAAAUUAUCAGCAUAACCGAUUUGAAUUCAAACAGACACCUUAAUCUAGAUCACUUCGAGGAGGUUGAAGCUAACAAGCUAGAUCUAGUAGCGUGUAUUGCAGUAGGUAUUAUGAGUGCUACCUUUAUAGCUACCAAUCUUCUUCCUCCUGGUACUACUACGAUAGUCCAAUGAAUAAGGAGAAGGUCGUUAUUUGUCAGUA